Lytechinus variegatus (green sea urchin) is the source of this 1185-nucleotide messenger RNA. Its product is annotated as plexin-B2-like. Gene Ontology annotation, cellular component: semaphorin receptor complex. The transcript has 2 exons. Lineage: Eukaryota; Metazoa; Echinodermata; Echinoidea; Temnopleuroida; Toxopneustidae. The record is from RefSeq and is a predicted model, not a curated record. Gene Ontology annotation, molecular function: semaphorin receptor activity; protein binding. The coding region runs from base 1 to 1185 and encodes 394 amino acids. Gene Ontology annotation, biological process: semaphorin-plexin signaling pathway involved in axon guidance; positive regulation of axonogenesis; regulation of GTPase activity.
AUGGCCACCUUGAUCAUUUACCUUCUUCACCUCAAUCCACCCAUCUACUCAGCUCCACUCUCUUCCUACCUGGUAUCGUCCUUUACCCCUCCUGAUGCCGACUUCAACCUAACAUUCAACCACAUCACCAUCAACAAUAUCACCGGAGAUGUCUACAUUGGAGCACGGGAGAGACUCUAUCAACUCAACUCAGACCUGACUCUCAAACACACCGUCAAUACUGGAUCGUGCCUUUUUUUUCCAUAUUAUAAAGAUAAUACCAAUAGCAAUAGGCUUCUAUUGGUAGCUCCAUCACCUAUGAAUAAACUCAUCACAUGUGGUGGCUGUGAUGGUUUCUGUGAGACAAGAAACUUAACCAAUUUAUCACAUGAUGUAGUGAGACAUGACUCUUCUGGUACUCAGUAUGUGGUUACGACAUCCGAUGCACCCGUCGUUGGAACUGUGGUGUUGGGUGCAGACUACCAGGAUGAUGGAGUUGGUAAUGCAGAUGAGAGAUUAUACUUAUUUACGGGGAUCAGUGAUGCAUCACUUACCUUUCGAUCCAUCUCAAAACACAACCUUUUUGAUCUAAAGAAUGAACAACAUGUAACACAACCCCUAUCUUCUGCCCCACAAAACAUUUUCAAAUAUUUGAUGGCUUACGUGGAAAACCUCUACUAUUUAAUGUCUAGGGGAAACAAUCAGAAGAGUGCAUACUUGGGGCGACUGUGCCGUAAUUCAUUAGAUGAACAGUUUGCAUCCUACACAGAGAUACAACUACAAUGUGGAUCUUACAAUGAGAUCCAGUCAGGUCAUAUAGGAGCAGCAGGAUCCCAGUUAGCUGAUUCAUUCAGCUUGGAGAGUGCUGCUGAUCUUCUGUAUGCUGUAUUCGGAAGUGAUAUUUCAUCUGCUCUAUGCAUCUAUAAGAUGAGUGAUAUAGAGCAGAGUUUUGAUGAUGCUGCCAAGGGAUGUAGCCGAAUAGGAGAUAACAGAGGAACAGAGAGCAACUACCUUCAAGAUAGUACAUGUGCAGUGCAACAAAGGGACAGCGGGUGGUUGCCCUCUGGAUUUCAAGUAAGAAUAAAGGCGCGGGAUAAGAAGAGGCUAGUAAAAGUGUGGGAAAUAGAUGGCUUUGUCGUGAACUGCACUGUCAUGACUGUAGACUUACCCUUAAAUACCUCCAUUUCAGACAUAAGGCCAUCUUGA